AUGAGUUUCCACCCAAAUACUUCUCUUCACUUGAAUAUCCCAGACGACAAUAAUGCUCCAUUACUGAAUCUGAAUCUUCUUCUUGAACCUUCCUCUUCUUCUGCUUCUUCAUGUUCAAUUACAGCUUCCAAUUCCAAGGAGCCCAGGAUUUUCUCUUGCAAUUAUUGCCAGAAAAAAUUCUACAGCUCUCAAGCUCUAGGAGGAUCGGACCACCAGCACCACUUGAGCUUCAAUGCAUCGAACCAUCUUAGCAAUUGGGUCAGGUCGUCGCAGGAGGCGCUGGGCGUGUUCGUGAACCAAGGUCACGGCGGAAGGACGACGAGAGAUUUUAGCUAUGGUUCCAAGGAAAUUGUUCAGGAGGAUAUUAGCCAGCUUGACCUCUCAUUAAGGCUGUAA
This is a messenger RNA of Prosopis cineraria, 396 nucleotides long. Its product is annotated as zinc finger protein 2-like. The transcript has 2 exons. Gene Ontology annotation, biological process: negative regulation of abscisic acid-activated signaling pathway. Lineage: Eukaryota; Viridiplantae; Streptophyta; Magnoliopsida; Fabales; Fabaceae. Bases 1 to 396 code for a protein of 131 amino acids. The record is from RefSeq and is a predicted model, not a curated record.